Dicrocoelium dendriticum is the source of this 1739-nucleotide messenger RNA. The record is from the annotation of a GenBank genome assembly. NCBI's taxonomy places the organism in Eukaryota, Metazoa, Platyhelminthes, Trematoda, Plagiorchiida, Dicrocoeliidae.
UCACUGAUUGAAGUAAACCAAUUCCAAUGGAACAACGAUUCAAGACCGAUCCACCUAGCAGACACAACUUCCAGGUCAGCAUCCGAAGGCUCAAGUCGAGUGGUUCGCGGAUAGGAAGCACAACGGUUACACCGGAGUCCUCGAGAACAAGUCUUGAUACUAAAUGGAGAUUUGGGCAUCGGUCACCUUCGAUGGUACCACCAAGUCGCAGUUGGUCUACGGGUCGAGGAGAUCUCUUUGACAUGCUAAAUCCGACAGAAAGAGAAAGGUUCAUUGCCAGGAACAAUUCGGGUAGUCACAACGGACUGGUGAGGUUAUCAUCAGUCAACCGGGCAAUGCACGCCAACGAUGCAAAAAAACAACUGAAGUGUGGUAGCAUACAAGGUCCUGGUAGUUCUGAAAGUUCGGGUGAAGAAGGUUUUCGCCAAAAAUGCAAGGAGCUAGAGGUAGACUGCGGUAAUCUCAUACAUGUCAUACCAAGUAGAUGCAAUAACGAACUAUCUAAGGUACAAGAGAAACAAAAUCAGCUCCAAAAUUUCGGAAAUGAAGGUAGAAUGCCAAGCUGGAGAAAGCAAACUAUGCAAAAUAAGCAGAAAAGGGAGAAGGUUGCGAAGGAUUCAUUUCUUGAAGUGUAUUCAAAUAGGAAAAAUGAUUUUUCCGCGAACGACAUGAAAAACACCACUCCUCAAACCCCCUCGCCGGGAAUGAGUCCCCAAACUCAAGCAAGAAACACUGAGCCUGAGAACAAUUUCAGCAACUGUCGGUGGAACGGCCUCUACACAUCCGCCAACUCCAGUCAACACCAGCGGUCGAAACCAACUUUCACAAUACCACUAAAUUCAAAUAAAAACAUAAACAACCAACCACCGCCAACAACCAUGCGAGGUAACCGCCAAUCCGCGGAAGAGGUCGACACCAGUUCCAUUCGGAGGAGAACCGGAACUGAGCAAGCCACUAUGCAGCGGUCGAGACAAAGAGCGAGCUUAGUACCCAUCGGCUCCAGAUGUCCGUUAGAUGGUCGUGAGUCGUCGAACGGAAGAAUUGCAGUAGCGAACGUGACAUCGGUGUUCAAUGAAUGUGCAGCUGCUAUGAAGAAGAAAUCGGUAGCUCAAACAGAUCCAGAUAUUAAAUUUACAACAUCCAAAACAAGUCUACAGCAGUUGGAAAAGUCGAUGAACGGAGUGUUAUCGCCAUCUUUUUCUACAAGGUGUAUCACAGUCGAACAGACGCACCGGACGGAUAGCAGGAAGGAUAAGGAUGACGAGGAGAAUCACCCGAAAAAAGAGACAAGUGUCAUGAGACUGUUGGAUUCACAACAAAGCACAGAAACCGGAAGCAGAAGUAAAGUGACAUCGAGCAGAAUUCACUCACCAAAUCAGCAAGCUGCGCUGGAUAAGCUAUGUGCUUCGUCGGUAUCCCCCAGGAGAUGCAAUCUGGCGUUAGGCAUCCGCAUAAUGGGAAGAAAUGCCCAGACGCUCAUGUCAUCGCUGAAAGGCGUGCUGGAGAGUAAAGGAAUUUAUUACACCCACGUGAACCCAUAUCGGAUGCAGUGCACAGCCACGAUACCGCAAGGUGGUUCGAACAAAAUCGCAGGAACUGUGAAGUGGGAAUCUGAAAUCGUUCAGCUACCAAGGCUCAGGACAUAUGGAGUCCGAUUUAAAUACACAGCUGGUGACAAUUCCCAUUACAGAUAUUUUGAAAAAAUGAUUACCGAGCAAUUUCCAAGGGCUGAUGAUUGA